Raphanus sativus (radish) is the source of this 1364-nucleotide messenger RNA. RefSeq names its product E3 ubiquitin-protein ligase ATL4. NCBI's taxonomy places the organism in Eukaryota, Viridiplantae, Streptophyta, Magnoliopsida, Brassicales, Brassicaceae. The record is from RefSeq and is a predicted model, not a curated record. Bases 128 to 1117 code for a protein of 329 amino acids. The transcript has a single exon.
UAUAAAUCUUUCAUAGACCAUGACUCUCUCACGUGCCCUCCCCCUCCUUUUUUCUUCCUUCCACCACCACCGCCAUUAAUACAAACAAACACUCUCAUCUUCUUCCCUCCCUCUCUCUCUCUCAUCAAUGGAGACGCUCAUCGACCCUAGCCAUGGCGAUUCACACUCUUCUUCUCUCGACAGUCUCAAACCUAGCGUCCUAGUCAUCAUUCUCAUCCUCCUCAUGACUCUCCUCAUCUCCGUCUCCAUCUGCUUCCUCCUCCGCUGCCUCAACCGCUGCAGCCACCACUCUCCUCUCUCUCCCUCUUCCUCCACCUCCACCGAGUCGCUCCGAUUCUCCAACCGCCGAGUCUCUCCCGAGACGGAACGCUCCUCCGUGCUCGACUCGCUCCCGAUUUUCAAAUUCUCCUCCGUGACUCGCCGAUCUAGCGCCUCAUCCUCCAGCGACUGCGCAGUUUGCUUGUCCAAGUUCGAGCCGGAGGAUCAGCUCCGUCUUCUUCCUCUCUGCUGCCACGCGUUCCACGCCGACUGCAUCGACGUUUGGCUCGUGUCGAACCAGACGUGUCCUCUCUGCCGUUCUCCUCUCUUCGCGUCAGAGUCUGAUCUCAUGAAGGCCAUCAACAACUCCGCCUCUCUCGGAGGAGGAGGAGAUAGCAGCUUCCGUCUCGAAAUCGGAUCUAUCAGCCGCCGCCGCAACAAUCCGACACCGGAAUCCGGCGAUCAGCAGCAGCACCGGUCUUACUCACUCGGCUCGUUCGAUUACGUUGUCGACGACGUGGAGUCAGAGAUCUCCGAGUCAAACUUUAAUCACAGAAACGCUUCGUCGCAGCGGAAACAGGAAGACGCGACUGCGACUGCGGUUGCGGUUACGACAUCUGAUUCUAACGUGGCGUUUGAAGCGAGUUUGGCGGGGGAGAUAGGUAACCAAGGUUCAAGAAGCUGGCUCAAGGAUUACGUGGACAGACUCUCGUCUCGUGCGAUGUCGUUUAGAAGCUCCGGGAGAUUUUUUACCGGGAGUAGUAGGCGGAGCAACGAGGAAAUGGAGGUGGCGGAUAUAGAAGCCAAUCAAGCCGGUGAGGAGAUUAGCGAGCUAUUCCGGUGGCUUUCAGGUGUGUGACUAUGAUGAGUGAGUCGCACGUUUUAUUCAUUCACUUGGGUCUGUACAUAUAAACAGUGUCUGAAGGCUUUACGGAUAUUUUUUUUUGGUUUGGUUUUGCCAUUUUCUGGUGAUAUAAGAGAUGGAUUUUCUCAUCACAAAUGGUAUAUAUUAAUGGUCUUUACAAGGCCCAUUAUAAGACCCAAACAAAUUCGAAUGUGUAUAAAAUGUCAAUGAUGUAUAGAAUCCAAACAACAUUCCUGGAGCU